AUGUCGACUCUAGAGCAGGAGCUCCUCGCCGAUUUUGCGGAUGUAGGGUCCGAUGAAGAGCAGGUGGACAUGGGAGGAGACUACGAAGAUGACCUGGCCGACCUCGCGAAAGACUUUGGCGGCGGCGCAUCCGGCGACGAAGAUGGAGACGAGGAUAUGGCAGACGAGGAAGCCGACUACGCAGCAAAGCAGAAGAAACAGAAGGGACCUGCCGAUAUCCGGGGCGCUGCGAACCUGAUUUCUAAACUGAACCCCAUUCUGAAGCAGAUCGAGGAUGUCAAAGAUAAGAUGGAAGAGGUUAUGGACGGCGAAUCGAUUGAGGAUAAUCCCGAAUACCAGCUCCUCAAAGACGCCAACGAGAAUUCAACUCAGAUCGAUGAUGAGAUUACGGCUGUGCACAAGUUCAUUCGCGAUCACUACUCACUCCGGUUUCCGUACCUCGAGGAGCUCAUCAAGAAUCCUGUUGAUUACGCUAGGACUGUCGCCAUCAUCAAGAACGGCCCUUUGGACAGCAUCAAAGAGAUUGCUCAAAGUUCAGAUAACAUAGUCGGGAUACCGCUGAAAAAUAUCUUGGAGGGCCCUCAGCUCAUGGUCGUCACAGUCGAAGCUUCACGAGCAGGGGGACGAGACCUUAACGAUGCAGAGCUUCAAUCCAUAUUGGACGCUUGCACCAUGCUCCUCGACCUAGACAAGGCCAAAGGCAUCCUUACCGAAUACGUGCAAUCGCGCAUGAGUGUCUUCGCGCCCAACCUCACCAUCUUAAUCGGCUCACUGACUGCCGCCCAACUUAUCAACUAUGCCGGCGGCCUUGCGGGCCUUGCAAAAACACCUGCGUGCAACAUCCCCCCACUAGGUUCCAACAAAGCCACCGGCCUCGGCUUCGCAACCAACGUAGGCAUCCGCCACCAAGGCUUCCUCUACCACAGCCCAUUGCUUCGAACCGUCCGCCAGGAUCUGAAGAAACAAGCCAUGCGCAUCGUCUCCGCGAAACUCAUCCUCGCCGCCCGCGUGGACAUGGUGCACCAAUCGCAGGACGGGUCCACAGGCCAAGAACUCAAAGACGAGUGCGAACGCCGCCUCGACAAGCUCACGGAGCCGCCCAAAAAUCAGGGUGUGCGAGCGCUGCCCGCCCCAGACGACAAGCCCUCCCGCAAGCGCGGUGGACGCCGCGCAAGGAAGGCAAAAGAAGCCACCGCCAUGACGGAGAUCCGCAAAGCGCAGAACCGCAUGGCGUUCGGCAAGGAGGAGAAAGAGGUCGGCUACGGCGCGGGCGACUCCACACGCGGCAUGGGCAUGAUCGGCGCAACAGACACAGGCCGCAUCCGCGCGCACCAGAUCGAUCCCAAGACGCGCGCGAAACUCUCCAAGAAGAAUCCUGGCUGGGGCGGCGACACCGCUCUCAACGGUGCAAACACGUCGCUCAGAGGCUUCGGUGCCGGCGGUACAUCGACAAGUAUGCGUGCAUCCGGUCUGCGGACGGGCGGCGUGGGCCUUCCUGGUGCGGGGACGAGCUCCAUUGCGUUUACGCCUGUGCAGGGGCUCGAGCUUGUAGAUCCGAAGGUGAGGGAGGAGAUGAAUCGGAAGAGGAAGGCGGAGGAGGACAGGUGGUUCAAGGGCGGGACGUUUACGCAGUUGAAUGGGACGAGUACGGCAAAGGUGGAUAGCGGGGGAUUCAAGGUGCCUGCGUUGCCGGCGAAGAGGCAGAAGUAG
Didymosphaeria variabile is the source of this 1710-nucleotide messenger RNA. RefSeq names its product U4/U6-U5 snRNP complex subunit prp31 (gene PRP31). Gene Ontology annotation, biological process: spliceosomal tri-snRNP complex assembly; mRNA splicing, via spliceosome. The transcript has a single exon. Gene Ontology annotation, cellular component: U4 snRNP; precatalytic spliceosome; U4/U6 x U5 tri-snRNP complex. The record is from RefSeq and is a predicted model, not a curated record. Lineage: Eukaryota; Fungi; Ascomycota; Dothideomycetes; Pleosporales; Didymosphaeriaceae. The coding region runs from base 1 to 1710 and encodes 569 amino acids.